This is a messenger RNA of Phacochoerus africanus (Common warthog), 1995 nucleotides long. RefSeq names its product lengsin, lens protein with glutamine synthetase domain (gene LGSN). Gene Ontology annotation, molecular function: glutamine synthetase activity. The record is from RefSeq and is a predicted model, not a curated record. Gene Ontology annotation, cellular component: cytoplasm; membrane. Bases 22 to 1746 code for a protein of 574 amino acids. The transcript has 5 exons. NCBI's taxonomy places the organism in Eukaryota, Metazoa, Chordata, Mammalia, Artiodactyla, Suidae.
AACGUAAGUAAAAAGUGUGAGAUGAAUGAUGAAGGGGACCUUCUGAAGGAGGAUGCAAAAGAUGAAGGUAAUGAGACUAAAGCCAGAAGGAUGAGCAAAUUAAGAAAGACAAGAAAGAAAGUCACUAAACUACAUAUUUUUUCAACUGAAAUAGGAGAAACGGAUAUUUCCAACUCAAAAGAAAAGAUUAGAAAUCAAAUGGUGGGCCACAAACUGGGAGAUACAAACAAACCAGUCAUGGCAUCUGGCUCUGCUGAAUCUCAUUUGCCACAAGAUGACAAGGACUCCAAAGAUCAGAAAAUAGUGAUAAAGCCAUUGCCCCUCAAAACAUCAGCCAGUACUCCUGGUGGUGAAUUUCACCCAAACUCCAGCUAUAAUACUGAUAACACCAGGGACAGCAUGCAAAUUCCUACUGCACCCCAGCUUUCUUCUAGAAUGAAGCAUAUUAAACAAGAGAUGGCCAAAAAUCACCUUCAGUUUGUACGAUUUGAAGCUACAGACCUCCAUGGUGUGUCCAGGUCUAAAAGUAUCCCUGCACACUUUUUUCAAGAAAAAGUGAUCCAUGGGGUUUAUAUGCCCCGAGGUUAUCUUGAGUUGAUACCAAAUCCUAAGGACAAUGAAGUGGAUCACAUAAGAGCAACGUGUUUUAAUAGUGACAUAGUCCUGAUGCCAGAGCUUUCGACCUUCAGAGUUUUGCCCUGGGCUGAGAGGACUGCGAGGGUGAUCUGUGACACAUUCACUGUGACCGGGGAGCCGCUGUUGACCUCCCCACGGCACAUCGCCAAGAGGCAGCUGAGCCAGCUGCAGGACUCUGGCUUCUCCCUGCUCUCUGCCUUCAUCUAUGAUUUUUGCAUUUUUGGUGUGCCUGAAAUUAUCAAUUCAAAGACCAUAUCUCUACCUGCAUCAGCACUGCUAAAUAAUCAUGACCAGCCCUUCAUCCAAGAACUUGUGGAUGGUUUGUAUCACACCGGGGCCAAUGUUGAAAGCUUUUCUUCCUCUACCAGGCCUGGCCAGAUGGAAAUAUGUUUUCUGCCUGAAUUUGGCAUCAGUUCAGCUGAUAAUGCAUUUACCCUCAGAACAGGUGUGAAAGAAGUGGCAAGGAAAUACAAUUACAUCGCCAGUUUUUUCAUCGAGACUGGAGUGUGCAAUUCGGGAAUUUUGUCACAUAGCCUUUGGGAUGUCGAUGGGAAGAAAAACAUGUUCUGCAGCAGUUCUGGAAUGGGGGAGCUCACGAUCAUGGGGAAAAAAUGGUUGGCGGGACUCCUGAAGCACUCCGCUGCUCUCAGCUGCCUGAUGGCUCCCGCUGUCAGCUGCCGGAAGCGCUAUUCCAAGGAGAGUAAAGACCUGAAGGAGAGUGUGCCUACCACAUGGGGGUACAAUGAUAACAGCUGUGCUUUUAAUAUCAAGUGUCAUGGUGAGAAAGGCACCAGGAUAGAAAAUAAACUGGGUUCAGCCACGGCAAAUCCUUACCUGGUGCUGGCUGCUACUGUUGCUGCAGGCUUGGAUGGACUUCAAAGCUAUGAUGGCGUUUGGGCUGGGCCAGAUGACAGCACAGACCUCCAUGAAUCUGCUCCUGAGAUCCCUUUGAAACUAGAAGAUGCCCUGGUGGCACUAGAGGAAGAUCAAUGUCUGAGACAGGCUCUAGGAGAAACUUUUAUUCGAUAUUUUGUUGCCAUGAAGAAAUAUGAGUUGGAAAAUGAAGAAACAGAUGCUGAGAGAAAUAAAUUCUUAGAGUAUUUUAUUUAGAGUGGAAUCCUUAACUAUUCCUUUAGCGAUGUGUUUUUACUUAAGUAGCUGAUAUGCCGAAAAGAAAAGAUUGGAUUUUUGUAACAACGUCAAGAAUACAAAUGCUUUUUCUUUUUUCUUUUUCUUUUCUUUUUUUUUUUUUUUUUUUGUCCCCAUGGAAUAUCUGACAGAUGAAGUCAGGCUGCUGAGAGGAUUAUGAUAACAGAAGGAAACAAUAAAGUUGUGGUGCAGCUGUGAUGUGCAAAACCA